GGAAAAAGUAGUGAAGUUGAAAAAUUGAAUAAUUAAAAGUCAGAGAGAGGUAUGGGGUAUAGAUGCUACUACAGCUACUCAUGACCCUCUCUUCCUUCCUUUUCAAGGAUACUUUACUGUGACAAACGAAACAAAGAAAGAGUAAAGAAAGGGUAUGUGUUAGUGACUUAGUUCCGAUAUCCAUUGAUGAGAACUAACACAGUGCGUGCCAGAUUCCCUUCAUCUAUCUAUCUCAGUGAUGAGAGUAUAUAUCCUUGGGAUUUUCAAUCACCUUAAUUAUUCCUUUUAAAACCACCCAUUAUUGUCAUUAAUAUGGAAUCUCCAAAUCUCCAUCAACAUCCUUCUUCAUCUUCCUCAUCAUCAUCAUAUGGAUCCACCACCCACCAUUCUUGGACUCCAAAUAUCACUUUCCACAUCCAAGAAGAUAACAAUAAUAAUAUUAAUAUUGGGGUCCCUCUCAUCCAAGAUCAUCACCAUCACUUAUGGACGACAACUACAACAACUACUAGUAGUGGUGAUGAUAAUACUGCACAACCAAGCUGCUUAAGCUUAAACACCACCAACCACAUCACUAUUAAUCAUAAUAUGCUAAACUCUCAUCAUACACCUCCUCCUCCUUCUUCAACCGUCGAAUUCUCAACACACGAUGAUGACAAGCUCUUGCUCAAGACGUUUUUCUCUGCGCAAGAUUUCUACUCCAAUACCGAUACUACUACUACUACUACUUUCUGUGGAGUACCUUCUAGUAGUAGACGAAACUUUAGUCACAUUUAUCCCACCAUAAAUAUCUCUAAUAAUAUCAACAACCACUCAUCACCAUCACCAUCAUCUUCUAGUAAUAAUAUGACCUCGCACUCCUUCGAUCUACCAGCUUUCAUGACAACUACCACUCAUGGCGGCGGUGCUGCUGCACAUCAACAAGUAGAUCUUGGUCUUGCUACAUUUUCCGACAACCAUCUUUCUUUUCAUCUUGAUCAUCAUCAUAGCCAGCACCACCGCCCUACUCACGCCUCCUCGCCGCCCUGCAGUAACUCUACUACUUCCACUACUGCUAAUAAUAACAGUCAUCCAUCACAAUACUUCUCCAAUGGCACUGUGGACACAAAGAGACCCUGCACUUCGAUAAUGGACACAAAGGCUUCUCAAUCUCUAACAGCAUCCAAGAAAUCACGAUCCGAAUCGCGCCCUUCAUGCCCUCCCUUUAAGGUUAGGAAAGAGAAAUUAGGAGAUAGGAUUGCGGCUCUUCAACAGUUGGUGGCUCCUUUUGGUAAGACCGACACAGCAUCCGUACUUAUGGAAGCAAUCGGAUACAUAAAAUUCCUUCAAAGCCAAGUAGAGACACUGAGCGUUCCAUACAUGAAGCCAACACAGAACCAAACCAACUCCAGAAUGAUGCAAGGGGUUUCAACCAUAGGCGGCGGAAAUGGGGAACCAAAGCAAGACCUUCGAAGUCGAGGCCUUUGUCUGGUGCCAUUAUCAUGCAUGUCUUACAUAGCAGGUGAUGCCAGCAAUGACGCGUGGCAACAAUCAAACUUUGGAGGAGCAACUUAGUAGUAGCUACUACGUUUUUCUUUUAAUUAAAAUCAAAUAAUAAUCAUAAUUAUCAGUAUUAUUCUGAUUUCAGAUAUAUUCUAAGCAAAAGCAAGUCUAAUUCAUCCGUUUUUUUAAUGGGGCAAACUUGGUCUUCUCUCACAAGGAGGCUAAUAUGGUUGGCCAAGUUUGCUCCAUUAAAACAUCAUGUACCAUUAAUUUUAUACGAUUCCAUGCAUUUUGCCAGUUUUUUUCUUUUUGUUU
This is a messenger RNA of Arachis ipaensis, 1794 nucleotides long. RefSeq lists its product as uncharacterized. NCBI's taxonomy places the organism in Eukaryota, Viridiplantae, Streptophyta, Magnoliopsida, Fabales, Fabaceae. Gene Ontology annotation, molecular function: DNA-binding transcription factor activity, RNA polymerase II-specific; protein dimerization activity; RNA polymerase II cis-regulatory region sequence-specific DNA binding. Gene Ontology annotation, biological process: regulation of transcription by RNA polymerase II. The record is from RefSeq and is a predicted model, not a curated record. Gene Ontology annotation, cellular component: nucleus.